CAUUCAUUCGCUAUAGCUUGUCGCACAUACUGACAGGUAUAGCCGUUAUCUCUCAGACAGUUGAAUUCCCCCCCUCUUCCCCUCCCAGUAUGGCUGCAGACUCGAUGGAGAUUGACGACUCUCUUUACAGCCGCCAGCGAUAUGUGCUGGGAGACAGUGCUAUGCACCAGAUGGCCCAGUCAUCAGUCUUUCUCAGUGGAAUGGGAGGACUGGGAAUAGAGAUAGCAAAGAAUAUUGUCCUGGCUGGUGUGAAGGCAGUCACCCUUCAUGACACAAAACAAUGUGAGACCUGGGAUCUGGGCUCCAACUUCUUUAUCCGCAAAGAGGAUGUGUUGAGCCAGAGAAAGAGGGUGGAGGCAGUGUGCCCACGGGUUGCAGAGUUGAACCCUUAUGUUCACGUUGACAUGUCUUCCUUUGCUCUGGACGACAACACUGAUUUCAGUUUUCUCAGCAAGUAUCAGUGUGUGAUUCUGACUGAAGCCAGCUUGAGCCUACAGAAAAAAGUCAAUGAGUUCUGCCAUUCACAGCAGCCUCCCAUCAGGUUCAUUGGCUGUGACGCCUAUGGCAUCUGUGUGCGGGUGUUUUGCGAUUUCGGGGAAGAGUUUGAGGUGUCCGACCCCACAGGAGAGGAGCCCAAGGAGAUUUUCAUCCAAAGUAUCACUCAGGACAGCCCUGGGGUGGUAACCUGCAUGGACAACCAACCCCAUGGCUUACAGACAGGCCAGAGUGUUGUCUUCAGAGAGGUCAAUGGCAUGGUGGAACUCAACGGCACUGCACGUCAGGUUUCAGUCCUCUCCCCUUACAGUUUUGCAAUAGGAGAUACAUCUCAACUACAACCAUAUGCACAUGGAGGUUUCUUUGUCCUGGUGAAAACCCCUAAGACAUACAGAUUUGAGACAUUAGAGAAACAGUUGUGUGAUCCUCAGGUCUUGACCCCAGACUUAAGUAAACCAGAGGCUCCACUACAGAUCCAUGCAGCUAUGUUGGCGCUGGACGCCUUCCAGGAGCAACACAGUAGACUUCCCAACGUUGGGUGUUUACAGGAUGCUGAUGUUUUACUGAAGAUAACUGAGGAAGUGAAUGCCACUCUUAAGAACAAAGCUCCUGUGAAUGCUGAAUUGGUGCGUUGCUUGUCGAGGACGGCGAGGGGAACUCUGCCUCCGUUAGCAGCGGCUAUAGGAGGCAUAGCCAGCCAGGAAGUUCUUAAGGCUAUCACAGGGAAGUUUGCGCCACUGCAGCAAUGGUUUUACCUUGAUGCCAUCGAAGUUGUCUGGCCCCUUCAGUCUCUUUCUGCAGAGGAGUUUUUCCCCAGGGGCGAUCGGUAUGAUGGAUUGCGAGCUUGCAUUGGUGAAUCAAUGUGUCUUGAACUGCACAAGCUCAGGGUCUUCAUGGUUGGCUGUGGCGCUAUAGGCUGUGAGAUGCUAAAAAACUUUGCUCUGCUUGGAGUUGGAUUGGCCAAGAGCUCAGGAGAGGUGUGCAUCUCAGACCCAGACCUUAUAGAAAAGUCAAACCUCAACAGGCAGUUUCUCUUCAGACCACAUCAUAUACAAAAGCCGAAGAGUACCACAGCAGCAGAAGCUACUCAUGAUAUCAACCCAGACUUGCACGUGGACGCUCACCUCAACAAGGUGUGUCCUGCUACUGAGAGCAUCUACAGCGACUCCUUUUUCUCCCGCCUGAACCUAGUGGUCACUGCGCUGGACAACGUGGAGGCCCGGAGAUAUGUAGACUGUCGCUGUGUAUCCAAUCAGAGACCUCUCCUGGACUCUGGCACCAUGGGAACUAAAGGACACACAGAAAUCAUUGUGCCAAAUUUGACAGAGUCCUACAAUAGCCAUAGAGACCCCCCAGAGGAGGAAAUCCCGUUCUGCACUCUCAAGUCUUUCCCUUCUGUCAUAGAGCACACCAUCCAGUGGGCCAGAGACAAGUUUGAGAAUGCAUUUGUCCACAAGCCCUCUAUGUACAACUCGUUCUGGCAGACCCACUCCUCUCCUGAAGUGGUGCUACAGAGGAUGCAGGCAGGGGAAAGCCUGGAAGGGUCAUUUCAGGUCAUUAAGCUGCUAAGCAGACGACCUAGCCAGUGGGAACAAUGCAUCACUGUUGCCCGUCUGAAAUUUGAAAAGUAUUUCAAGAGAAAGGCCCUACAACUGUUGCACUCUUUCCCCCUGGACACAAGGUUAAAAGAUGGAAGUUUGUUUUGGCAGUCCCCGAAAAGACCUCCAUCACCUAUUGAUUUUGACUUGAGAGACUCUUUGCACUUCACUUUCAUUGUCAGCACAGCACGGCUUUUCGCAGGGAUUUAUAACAUCCCUUACUCAGAAAAGGACCUCUCAGAAGAGGUGGUGGCCAGGAUUCUCUCAGAUGUUGAGAUUCCCCCGUACAGGCCCUCAGACAAAUCUAUAGAGACAGAUGAGACGGCAAAGAAGCCCGAUCAGAUGAAGAUGCCUCAAAGCAGUGAAGAGGAGAGGGAGGCCAUCACUCAGCUGGAGCAGGCCAUUGCUGCAGACAAUGUCACACCAGAGAGCUUACACAUGGGUCCACAGCAGUUUGAAAAGGACGAUGACAGCAACGGCCACAUGGACUUUGUCGCGUCAGCAUCUGCUCUCAGAGCGAGGAUGUACUCCAUCGAGCCAGCUGACAGACUCAAGACCAAACGCAUCGCUGGCAAGAUCAUCCCUGCUAUCGCCACGGCAACAGCUGCUGUGGCUGGACUGGUGGCCCUCGAGUUGAUCAAGGUGGUUGGAGGCUACGGGUUUGAAUCUUACAAAAACUGCUUCUUUAACUUGGCCAUCCCUGUGGUGGUGCUCACUGAGCCUGCCCCAGUUAAACGGACGCUCAUCAGGGACAACAUCUACUUCUCCAUCUGGGACUGUUGGACUAUUUUUGGCCAUGAGGACUUCACACUCUCUGACUUGAUGAAUGCAGUGAGGGAAAAGUAUGGAAUUGAACCCACUAUGGUUGUCCAUGGUGUGAAGAUGCUCUAUGUGCCUGUGAUGCCUGGACACUCAAAGAGACUUAAAUUGACGAUGCAGAAGCUGAUCAAGCCAUCAGUGGACCGCCGAUACGUCGACCUCACUGUGUCAUUCGCUCCGGAGGCAGAUGGAGACGAGGACCUCCCUGGUCCUCCCGUCAGGUACUACUUCACCCGCCAUGGAGAGGCACCCUGACAUCUUUUUAAAUGUCAUCCUCAAACCUCUUGUGUCCUUACUUCCCUUUCAUGUAAAUUGUUGCACCCAAAUUACCUGGGCCAGGGCCAAGAGCUUUCCCUCAGGAUGUUAUCUGACACGGGCAAAGCUCCUGGCCCCAGCACGAGCCCACCUGUACAUCAUGGAGCAAGAAAAAGCCAGUCCGGAUCCCAGUUUUUCUUGCCUCAGAUCUAGCCAGUGGAACACGAGGCUGCUUGAGUAGCACUUAACUGUACCUGUGUACAUAUAUUUUCUCUGUUCUGUUUUCUACUCUGGUGAAAUGCACAGCUCCGCCUGUGUCGAUGCCUUAAUUGAUUAAUAACCCUUUUUCUGUUUGUGGCAGUGAGUCUGACUAAAAACUAUGUUUACAGAAACCUGCAUACUCCCAACAUACAGCCCCAUUAGUGUAAUGUCUGUUAUAAAUCUGCUGGGACGAAGUCCUCUCAUUGGUUUUGAAAAUAUUGCCAACCACAGAACUUGCCAGUUUGUUGGUCAUCUCCCCUUAUAGCAAGAGGUCAAGCCAAUAUUUGUUGUAUAAUUUUAAAGGUGCAACAGGCCAGUGGACAACGGCGAAAUCACCAAAGAUACUGAUUAUCAUUGUGUCCGAAGAUGAUUGUUCUCUUUUUAUCAUCGUUUUGACAGCCUCAACAAAAUACACUUACAUCACAACGUACGGGUGUUACCCAAACAUUAAAGGGCAACACACACAGCUGCGUCUUGAUGUGCUUCAUCACAGGGUUGAUGUCAACUCUUUGGGAUCAGUCACUGUUGAACUGAUCAGCAUUGAUGCUUCAGAAAAGCAGCAAUUUGAUCAAAUUUGCCUCCCAAUCCAUUCGCAUGAAUCAAGUGACGCAGCUGAUGUCUGUUGCACAUAACAAUAUCUCAUUAAAUAGUUAGGUAAUGACUGCAUUGACAUCAGUUUACACAUUUGGGUAAACAAUAUGUUCUUCAUUAGACUGAGUAAUGGCUUGUGUUCAGUGGCUGUUUCAAACAGACAUGAAACAACUGUACCAACAGCUGGGAUUGCACUCCUACUCAUUUAACGCGCCCCCUCUUUUUUUUUUCUUUAAAGAAUAAAUCCUUGCUGUUCAUGAUUUAUUUCUUGCAUUUGUUUAUGGAUGUGUGUCAUCAUGACAUGUAUUUAUUUACUUGUUACUCAUUUUUGUCACUUACUUUUUUUGUGUCAAACUGAGCCUGUGUUGAGCUCUGUUGAGUCGUGGUGCACUGGUUAAUUGUUAAUCAACACUGAACAAAAAUCAUCCUAACAGUGUUUUAUCCAGGGGUGUAAAUUGCUCCACUGUUUAAUUUCAGCUGAAGGUUGAGAAAAGGGUCUUAGAAACAGUCUGCGUUGACAUAUAUUGGCAAUAAUGUCAAUGUAGUUUUGAAUGGAAGCAUUUUCAAAUCCAACUUUUUUUGGUGGGGUUAUUGAGAGUCUACUAACACCUUAUAAUCUGCGUCUUCAAGAUAAUUAAGAUUGAAGUCACCAAAAUUGAUUCCUCAACGAUAUUAAUUUCUCUGCCCAUUACCAGAGGUGGUGAAUUUCACUUUGCACAGAAAAUGUCUAUCAUAAUGACAACACUUCUUGUGCAGUGAAUGUCAUUAAGUGUAAAACAAAACAGUGUUAAUGAGUGACAAUGGUAAUGAUGUAUAUUCUUGUGACAGACAACUCAACCAAUGGUCCAAUAAAAUGUGAGAUUUCAGGAUGUCCUCAA
Messenger RNA from Toxotes jaculatrix (banded archerfish), 4897 nucleotides. It is a transcript of the gene uba6, whose product is annotated as ubiquitin like modifier activating enzyme 6. Lineage: Eukaryota; Metazoa; Chordata; Actinopteri; Toxotidae. The record is from RefSeq and is a predicted model, not a curated record. Bases 90 to 3167 code for a protein of 1025 amino acids. Gene Ontology annotation, molecular function: SUMO activating enzyme activity. Gene Ontology annotation, biological process: protein sumoylation. The transcript has 32 exons. Gene Ontology annotation, cellular component: SUMO activating enzyme complex; cytoplasm.